Calliphora vicina (urban bluebottle blowfly) is the source of this 1798-nucleotide messenger RNA. RefSeq lists its product as uncharacterized. The record is from RefSeq and is a predicted model, not a curated record. Lineage: Eukaryota; Metazoa; Arthropoda; Insecta; Diptera; Calliphoridae. The transcript has 6 exons. The coding region runs from base 693 to 1523 and encodes 276 amino acids.
UUCAGUAGUCGAGAUAUUGUACAAAUAAAUAGACAACAAAUCAACAGCGUUCGCAUAUACAAUAAAAAUUAAAAAAAAGAAAAAAUAGAAAAUACUAAUACCUAUAUGCAUAUAAAUAAUUUCUGUUACUUAUUUUUGUUACUUGUACAUAUGUGAAUGUUUUCGUACUUAGUAUAUUCAUAAAUAGUUACGUAGGUACCUACAUAGUACAUAUAAUAUAAAAUAUGUACAUCCGAAUAAAUAAAUAUUGAUUGUGACUUUCAAAUUAUUACUUCCUCGUUACACCUAGAAAUUUAUGAAAAGUGUCUCUAAAUUAUUAAUUGAUAUGUAUUAUUAAUUGAAGUGUUAAUAACUGCAAAAAUAUACAAGUUAAACUUUUUGAAAAAUAUUAAUAUUAUUUCUCAAAAAAAAAAAUUAAUUAUAUUACUCGUAAAGUUUGAAAUUAUAAUCUCAGUUCGUUCAAUCUGAAUGUAGAGAUAUUACAAGCGAGUGAGUCCAUAUGUACGUGAUCUUGUUGCUAUGAAAUCAUCAAGUUAUUAAAAGUCUCAAAUGUUCUGAAGUGAUCCCGGCUGACAUUAGAAUUAAUUUAAAGCGGACUUCAACGCAGUCUUUCUUUAAUUAUUUAAUUUACUUGUAAAUUGCCACCAUCUAUUAUUUUUAUUUCUGUCAAUAAAAAACAACUACAAGUGAAAAUGUUUGUAAACAAUUUGUUAAUUGUUUUGCCGGUUCUUACAUUGUUAAAUGCGGUUGAGUCGAAAGAUAAAUUCGGACAGCUGAACAGUUUGCAAUCAAUGCAAGUGAAUUUAAAUCAAAAUGUAGAAAGUGAAAUAAAGACGAGAUCUCGAAGGGACAAUGAAGACGAUGCUGAAGUUGGUUGGUCGAUAAUAAAUGAAGAAGUCGAUACUGUUAUACCUCUGCUGCUGGAACAUUUGCAAAAACUACAAAUAGAGCAUUUACAACUGCCUGAUAUCAAAGAGAAUCUAUCUGUGAAGCCCCUGUUUUUAACAUACGAAGCUGGACUUUACCUAACAAAUGGCAUCGUCUACAAUGUUGCAGGCAUAGAACGUUAUGGACCGGCCUACAUGACUUAUAAGGAUAAAUCAUUUUUAACUCGAUUCUAUUUGAAUAUCAAAAAUUUACAGUUCGAGUACAACUUUUUGUUAAAACUCAUGGCUUUGGAAGGAUUUGGCAAAGUAAUCGGAUCACUGGAGGAUGUAGUUAUCUAUGCUGAAUUGGCCGUCGAUAUUUUAACAUUUAAGAUGAAAUUGUACGAUUUUCGUGUUAUUCAAUUUAGAAAUAUUCAAGUACAAUUGGAUCAAACACGAUUUAUUAGACACUUGACCGGCGUAAUUUUAAGUCCCAUAACGAAUCUGUUUAAAGAUCGCAUCACUACAUCGAUAUCAGAUGGCCUUAAGGAUCAGAUGCAAAUGGUUAUGGAUGAUUUUAACAACGAGGAUCCCUUGGAAUUGCGAAGUUUUGUUAAACAAAUACUAGGAGGUUUGACAGGACAAAAGAAUCAAUGAUCUUUGGGAAGUGCAUUAAACGCAUUCAAUUUUUAAAUGUUGAAAUAUUUUUUCAUAUUAUAUGUUUUCUAUUGUGAUGUUUUGUUAUUGGUUUAAGUAAUUUACUUAAUAUUAGUUGAAAUGUACAUAAAUUUGUAAAUAAGUUUAGAAUUUACGAAUAUCAUAUGAAAUAAUGGGAUUUUUAAAAGAAGAUUCUUAAUUAAUGUAUUGUUUUAAAGGAUCCCUAUAAGCUCGCUUAUUGAAAUAAAUUUAUUAUUAAACUCCUUUAUAAAUAA